AUGCAUGCUCCACACAAUCAGCAACCCGAAAGACCAAACGAACACAACAACGAUGACGACGACGCAGAUGAAGAGUUGGAACGCCUCACCGAUGAAUACUACGAUCGGAUGUACAAGGAAAAUGUCCACAAAUAUCUCAAAGAGCGAGAGGAAUUUAUGAAAGCACAAAAACAGCAACACACGGAUGUCUACGAAAACUAUGAGCCUUCGGAAAAGAAAACAAAAGAACACUAG
Naegleria lovaniensis is the source of this 234-nucleotide messenger RNA. RefSeq lists its product as uncharacterized. The record is from RefSeq and is a predicted model, not a curated record. Lineage: Eukaryota; Heterolobosea; Eutetramitea; Acrasida; Naegleriidae. The transcript has a single exon. Bases 1 to 234 code for a protein of 77 amino acids.